This is a messenger RNA of Hevea brasiliensis (rubber tree), 1447 nucleotides long. Its product is annotated as ammonium transporter 2-like. The record is from RefSeq and is a predicted model, not a curated record. Gene Ontology annotation, molecular function: ammonium channel activity. NCBI's taxonomy places the organism in Eukaryota, Viridiplantae, Streptophyta, Magnoliopsida, Malpighiales, Euphorbiaceae. Gene Ontology annotation, cellular component: plasma membrane. Gene Ontology annotation, biological process: ammonium transmembrane transport.
AUGGAAAUCUUAAAAGCCUACUUAGAGGUGACUCCAUCAGUCCCUUCAUGGCUAAACAAAGGAGACAACGCAUGGCAAAUGACGGCAUCGGCUCUUGUAGCCAUCCAGAGCAUGCCAGGGCUUGUCAUCCUCUGCGUUAGUAUCGUCAAGAAAAAAUGGGCUGUUAACACUGCCUUCAUGGCCCUUUACGCCUUCGCCGCCGUCCUCAUUUGCUGGGUUCUUCUUUGCCACCGCAUGGCCUUUGGAGACCAGCUCCUCCCGUUCUGGGGUAAGGCUGGUCCAGCACUUGGCCAAAAGUACCUCGUUGACCGAGCCAAAGUCCCUGAAACUACCCAUCAAAAUGAAAAUGGAGAAACUGAGACGGUUGAGCUUUACUCCGCCAUGGCCACUCUCGUCAACUUUCAAUUCACUUUUGCUGCUACCACGCUUAUUUUGAUAGUGGGUUCUGUUCUUGGCCGCAUGAAUAUUAAGGCUUGGAUGGCUUCUGUACCUUUAUGGCUUAUAUUUUCUUAUACAGUUGUUGCUUUUAGUCUCUGGGUUGAGGACUUUCUUUAUCAAUGGGGUGUCAUCGAUUACUCCGGUGGCUAUGUUAUUCACCUCUCCUCAGGAACUGCGGGGUUAACCGCAGCUUAUUGGGUACGUACUAUAAAAUUCCUGAGAUCUAGCUAAUUGAUCAUUCUUUAUUUUUCAUUUUUCAAUGAUGGAGCACCAUAUGCAGCUACUAUAAAUGCUUCGAUUGCGGUAUUAAACACCAACGUAAGUGCAGCGACAAACUUGCUGUUAUGGACGUCUCUAGAUGUUGUGUUCUUUGGCAAACCAUCGGUGAUAGGAGCUGUUCAGGGCAUGAUGACCGGACUAGCUUGCAUUACCCCAGGAGCUGGGCUGGUUCAAUCUAGGGCGGCUAUGGCGAUGGGAAUGCUUUCAGGUAGCAUUCCAUGGGUGUCUAUGAUGGUGCUCCACAAAAAGUCUUCGUUGCUACAGAAGGUGGAUGACACCUUGGGUGUAUUUCACACCCACGCGGCGGCUGGGCUAUUGGGUGGUCUCCUCACAGGGCUUCUGGCAGAGCCAGAUCUUUGCGACCUUAUUCUGCCAAAGAAAACAAGAGGUGCAUUUUACGGUGGAAAUGGUGGGGUGCAAUUCUUGAAGCAAAUGGCUGCUGCUUCCUUUGUUAUAGCGUGGAACAUAGUCUUCACAACCAUAAUCCUUGUAACUAUAAGACUGUUCAUGCCCUUGAGAAUGGCCGAAGAGCAACUUGUGAUCGGAGACGAUGCCGUUCAUGGAGAGGAAGCAUAUGCUCUUUGGGGUGAUGGAGAAAAAUAUGACCCAACUAAGCAUGGUUGGAAUACCAGCUGUGUGUGUGGACAGGAAAUUGCACCUUCCCCUUAUGGUAAUGGUGCAAGAGGUGUCACCAUCAACUCAUGAGGCAUGCAUAUUUUUGCGGUAUUCG